This is a messenger RNA of Olea europaea var. sylvestris, 1958 nucleotides long. RefSeq names its product rho GTPase-activating protein 2-like. Lineage: Eukaryota; Viridiplantae; Streptophyta; Magnoliopsida; Lamiales; Oleaceae. Gene Ontology annotation, molecular function: GTPase activator activity. The transcript is spliced from 4 exons. The record is from RefSeq and is a predicted model, not a curated record. Gene Ontology annotation, biological process: signal transduction. Bases 200 to 1597 code for a protein of 465 amino acids.
AGUGAAUUCGAACUUCAAAACCCUCGGACCCCCACCCCAUCGUCGCUCUUUAAUGCAUUGGCCAUUGCGUACAAAAACACCAAUCUUCAAAACAAAUCGCUCCAAAUUUAUGCAAUACUUAGCACUUUAGGGAGAGAGAAACCGUUCAAUUUCGUAGAGAGAGAGAGAGAGAGAGAAAGGGAAGUGUUUAGAGAGAAAAAUGACAGGUAUGGUAAUGGUAACAAGGGGUGGUGGAUGUGGAGGCGGUGUAGGAAAUGGGAAGAGCCCAAAAUCUGCUGCAGCUGAGGAGCAAAAUAAUCAGGAACGCCAGCAGCAGCUCUCUUUGCUGGAUUUUCUUCUAUCGGCUUUAAGAAAAUCCAUGGUGUCGUGCAGGGUGGAUAGGCAGGAAGAGAUGAUUUCCACCGUUCAUCAAAUGGAAAUUGGGUGGCCCACAAACGUCCAACACAUAACCCAUGUCACUUUCGAUCGGUUUCGUGGAUUUCUUGGUCUCCCUCUUGAGUUUGAAGUUGAAAUCCCAUGUAGAGCUCCCAGUGCGAGUGUCAGUGUAUUUGGCGUAUCAGCAGAAUCAAUGCAAUGCUCUUAUGACACAAGAGGCAAUAGUGUCCCAACUAUACUUUUACUGAUGCAAGAAAGAUUAUACGUGCAAAGCGGUCUAAAGGCAGAAGGGAUUUUUCGGAUAAAUCCAGAGAAUGGCCAAGAGGAACAUGUUAGGGACCAACUCAACAGAGGAAUUGUGCCUGACAACAUCGAUGUCCAUAUUUUGGCCGGUCUGAUCAAAGCCUGGUUCCGAGAACUCCCUUCUGGUGUGCUUGAUGGGCUUUCCCCAGAACAAGUGUUACAAUGCAAUACAGAAGAGGAAUCUGUUGAGCUCAUUAAAGAACUGAAACCGACUGAGAGUGCAUUGCUCAACUGGGCAAUUGAUCUCAUGGCUGAUGUAGUCGAACAAGAGGAAUUCAACAAAAUGAAUGCUAGAAAUAUUGCUAUGGUUUUUGCCCCAAAUAUGACUCAGAUGUCAGAUCCAUUGACGGCUCUUAUGCACGCUGUUCAAGUAAUGAACUUAUUGAAGACAUUGAUCAUGAAAACAUUGAGAGAACGUGAAGAGGCAGCAGCGGGAGGAUACUCUCCAAUGUCAUCACGUUCGUCCAAUGGACGAACAGACGAGGAAUAUGAAAGCCAACAAGAGAUGGAUACAAGCUGUGAAUCAACAGGACCAGCAUCUGAUGACGAUGAUGAGCAACCCCAUUACAGCACCAGCAGUGAAGACAGGGACGAAGUUGAAUCACUUAGUGAGAUAGAAGAAUGCUUCUUAAGGCAAUUGGACGAGAAUGAAAAUGCAAAAAAUGGCUUUCGAAAACAACUAGAAGGAAUUUUGUUUAGAGAGCAAGUCCAUCCUGGAGGUGGUUCUGCAUUCAAUGAGGAUUCUUGUAUUCCAUUAUCCGACAGCAAGACAGGUAGUUCCUGCCUGAGCACGGAAGAGGGAGAAGAUUCAAGAGCAACGAAUGGAUCGCUAAAAUCUGCAGUCAUUCAAAAUAUAGAUACCUUAGACAAUGUGGUAGAAUCUCCACUUCCCACUGAGCAAUUGUGUGUUCCUAGUUAACUUGUUUGGCAAAAUGCUUUCAGUUUCUUAUGGCAUAGUUGAUAAGGUCGACUAGACAGUACUGGAUAAUAUUAAAGAAGACUGCACACCGAACACGCCUCUAUUGUGUCUGAUGUGUCUCGGGAUUCCUGAAUUUCAUUCAUAGGCACUUGUUUUUGUAAAUUGUUGUUGUAAUUGUUAGGCAUUUUUUUGGGAAAGCAUAGAGUGGUUUGGUUGUGGUGAUUGUAAGACACUGAGUUCAGGGCUGAAUUUGUGCUUGUUUCUUUGCUUUAUCAGCAAAGGAUUUUCUACUUGAUCGAUUUACUUUGGCACGAGAAAAAGAAAAGUUCGUGAUGAAGUUACAAGCUGAUGGAUUUUUACC